CUCAACGUGCUCUUGUAUCUGAAGCGGCACCAAAGCGAACCUCCUCUGCAUGAAUGUGUGAACGAACUAUCAUAACCUCUACUCAGAGCGCACUCUUGCGCUCGCUGUAGCCAUGUCCAUCGCCGAGAUCAGCAACGGUCCUCCACCACUCUUUAUGAUCUGGCGGGAGAUAGUAAACGAGACGGGAGUCGGAGAAUGCCACUACUACAACAUUACAGCGACCACACCAUACGCGCAACUCUCCACGGAAGAACUGCGACUGCGAGAUUACCACGCAUCAAGAACUCCCAUCUUCGCCCCUGAUCCGUCCAAGGAAGCAGGCGAGGUUUUGAAGCUUUCCGUCCAGAAACCAGAGUCUGGAAGUGGCAAAUUCCGUGGUCCUAUCAUCACAUUCGUAGUCGGCACGAAGGACGCAGAGACGUUCGCGAUUCAUCAAAAUGUCGUCUCUGAACAGUCCGAAUUUGUGCGCCUCGCUUUGCAGGGCAACUGGCAAGAGGCCAAGAGUCGCGUCAUUCCAUUGCCGGACGAUGACCCCAAGACAUUCGAAAUCUAUCAAGCUUGGCUCUAUGACCGAAAGAUCUACACAGACCGCUGGAUUGUAGGCUUCACCGGUUUGGACACAGAGCCUCGGCGACUCUUGAAAGCCUGGAUCCUUGGCGACAAACUCCUGGACACGAACUUCAAAGACGCACUCAUGGAUGCCUUGGUUGGCAGACUGAGUGAUACAGAAGGUUUCGCAGCAUUUCGUUCGACGACCAUUUUCAUCUACACCCACACACCCGAUGGUUCGGCACCUCGACGACUGUUGACAGAUAUCUACGCGUAUCAGGGUGCCCCAUCGUGGCUAGAUAACUUGAUGCGCAGCGGUUUGCAAGAAACCUACGCCGUGGAUUUCCUGAAAGAUCUCAGCAAGAGGCAGCUUACUCAGCGCGGAUCGUCAAGCCUGACCUCAGCGGCAUAUAUGGCAGUUAAGCUGAGCUGCGCAUACCACGAUCACCAACCAGGCAAAUGUUUCAGGGAAUCGUGACAAGGAGCACCCAUUGCGGAAACCCAGCUGCGAUAUGCUCCAGGCGAGUAGCACCCUGAGCCGCAAUCUCGUGCAAAGCGACGAAAGCAUACCGCAAGAAGCUUCUGCAUUCCCAACAAAACUCCUGCAUGAUUACACAACAUUAAACAAAAAGCAAAACGCGCAAAAGUGUCUGG
Messenger RNA from Cercospora beticola, 1203 nucleotides. RefSeq names its product BTB/POZ domain-containing protein. The record is from RefSeq and is a predicted model, not a curated record. NCBI's taxonomy places the organism in Eukaryota, Fungi, Ascomycota, Dothideomycetes, Mycosphaerellales, Mycosphaerellaceae. Gene Ontology annotation, molecular function: protein binding.